Messenger RNA from Salvia hispanica, 3347 nucleotides. RefSeq lists its product as uncharacterized. The record is from RefSeq and is a predicted model, not a curated record. Gene Ontology annotation, cellular component: nucleus. Gene Ontology annotation, molecular function: zinc ion binding. Lineage: Eukaryota; Viridiplantae; Streptophyta; Magnoliopsida; Lamiales; Lamiaceae.
CAGUUUUAAUUACACCCAAAGACUUCUCUCACACACAAACACACUAUAUGAGAAAGCAAGAGCGACACAGAGAGCGCGCUCGCCAAGGAUGAAGGACGAAGCCGUGAGCUCCUCACGCGACCCCUUAUUGCCCCCGAGAUCUUCCUCUCCUCCUCCCACCCUCACUCCCGCUGCCAGUUCUGCUGGGGCAUCGUCUCCUGCUGUUCCCACAAAUGCUGGCAGCUCAGAUGGGCUUGGUCAAGUGCAGAAUUCGAAAGGAGGGUCUCUUUCCCAGAUCGGUUCACAGCCCAUGUACACAUCACUGAGCACUAGUGCUGGUGGUUCAGCACUUGGAUCAUCACAGCCUUCUUGCAGGCCCUGGGAAAGGGGUGACUUGUUGAGACGCCUCUCAACAUUCAAACCAGCCAAUUGGUUUGGAAAACCCAAGGCUGCAAGUUCCCUGGCCUGUGCUAGAAAAGGAUGGGUGAAUGUGGCCGUUGAUAAAGUUGAAUGUGAAUCCUGUGGUGCAAUUUUGAAGUUUGUUUCAUCAGCUACCUGGACUCCUUCUGAAGCUGAUGGUGCUGGAGACGAAUUUUCCAAGAAACUUGACGAAGGGCAUAAGCUUACUUGCCCAUGGACAGGAAACUGCUGUGCAGAAAGCCUGGUACAGUUCCCUCCAACUCCACCAUCAGCACUUAUUGGUGGUUAUAAGGAUAGGUGUGAUGGACUGCUCCAAUUUCCCUCCCUUCCCAUUGUGGCUGCAUCGACAAUUGAGCAAAUGCAGAUUUCUCGCGGCCCAGAAAUUGAUCGUUUGCUGGCCCAGUCUCAGCUUUCACGCAAUGAAUCUGGCAUCAAGUUAGAACUUCUCUUAGGAACUGAGAGCUCCAGAGAUAGUGUCUUCGUCAUAUACUCCCGUGCUCAGAAGCUCAUAAGUCUUUGUGGAUGGGAACCUAGGUGGCUCCCAAACAUUCAGGAUUGUGAAGAGCAUUCUGCUCAAUCGGCUAGAAAUGGCUGCUCAAUUGGUCCUUCAAAAUAUCGUGCUCCUCGUGAUCCUAGCCGAGGAAAGAAAGCCAUGUCCUCUUCAACAAAAAGGGAUUAUGGUGGACAUGAAGUUAUUGGGACUAACUCAAAAGGUGUAUCCAGAUCACCAUUGUUAGAUUGCAGCUUAUGUGGUGCGACAGUGAGACUGUGGGACUUUCUAACUGUCCCGCGCCCCUCUAGUUUUAUUCCAAGUAGCGCUGAUGGUCCCGGAACUAACAAGAAGAUGCUGACACGUGGAAUAAGUGCAGCGAGUGGCAUCAGUGGUUGGGUUGCUGCAGAUGGUAUGGAGAAGGAGCAGGCAGAUGACCACGAUGAAGCUGCAACUGGUGAAGGAAAGUCACUUUCAAAUGUUGGGGUGGAGUUGAAUCUUACAAUGUCUGCUGGAUUGUCCUCAUCGCGGCUGAACAUGAAUGCUACAUCUGAACAAUAUCAAUAUGGGCAUAGAGGUAGAGAUUUAUUGAUUGGGCAGCCUUCCAGCAGUGAGGUCGGUGAUCGUGCAGCUUCAUUUGAAUCACGCGGCCCUAGUUCACGCAAGAGGAACUUAGAUGAAGGUGGAAGUACAGGUGACAGGCCACACAUACUGCUCCAACAAGCAGACAGUGGAGAGGGUACUGUCAUUGAUCGUGAUGGUGAUGAAGUUGAUGAUGGUGGACAAUACUCUGCUGGUCCUUCAAAACGUGCUCGUGAUUCUGGGGUUGUAGAACCCCGUCGAUCACCAUAUAGGAAAGAUUCUUCUGGUGCUGGUCCCAGUCGGUCAUUCGGCUUCGACAUAGGAAUUGAUGCUUAUAAAGAUGAAUUUGACCCGGCAACUGAACAAUUCAUGAUUAAUCCAUCAACUAGAGAUUCAACCCGUGUAUCCUCGGUCAUUGCAAUGGACACAGUGGACCACGGUGCAGAUAAUGAUUCAAUGGAAAGUGUUGAGAAUUAUCCCGGCGAUUUUGAUGACAUACAUCUUCCAACUACAUCAGGAGUAAAAAACAUAGAUCCUGCCGAGACAUCAGAGUUGAAUUAUAGCAAUCAAGCACAGCAGAGUACUUGUCCUGCUGCUGUGAGAAGUACUGGUGAAAUUGGAGUUAGCAGUACAAAUGAAGAAGAAGUUGUAAACACAGAAACUACAAACGCUCAUGGGAGGGAUGGUCCCAGCUUGGGGAUUAGUGGAGGAAGUGUUGGCAUGGGUGCUAGCCAUGAAGCUGAAAUUCAUGGGAUUGAUGCUUCUAUUGACCGAACUGAGAGUGUUGUUGGUGAUGUAGAACCCAUUACUGAAAUUACUGACAACCAAGGCCAAACAGGUGAAUUUGCACCAGAUCGAGGGUUGAUGGGUGAUUUUGUCCCUGAAGAAAUAGAUAGAGAGGAUCCUCAUGGUGAUAGUCAAGAUUUGAUGUCUCGAUCCGUAGUUAGGGCAGAUAGUGGUUCAAAAGUUAUGGGUUCAACUAAGGCAGAAUCUGUUGAAAGUGGAGACAAGACAAGUAAUAUGCGAGCCACCUCCUGUGAGAACAGUCCUCAUCCUUCACUUUCUUGCAAUGCCAUUUUAUGUUCUGGCAUGGAGCUAUCUAAGGAAGAAGUCACUCAGGCCACCAAGGAUCCAACAACCGAUGACUGUGGUUUUGUGGAAUCAGGCUAUCAAGUUGCAAAUGCAUCAGGGCCUCCAAAUGGCGGCAGCAACUAUGAUGAAGCGGUGGAAUUUGAUCCAAUUAAGUAUCACAAUCCCUACUGUCCCUGGGUGAAUGGAAAUGUUGCUGCAGCUGGCUCUAGUAGCAGCAGCGGGCCUGGCUCCAGUCCGAGUACUCUCGCACUUUGUGGUUGGCAGCUGACAUUAGACGCUUUGGAUGCUUUUCAAUUGCAAGGCCAGGUUGCACCAGUGCAACCAGUAGAAUCUGAAUCUGCUGCUUCCAUGUAUAAGGAUGAUCACCACACACCUGGUCAGAAGCUCUUGUCACGGCACUCUUUCAACAAGAGCCGUGGGAGAAACUAAUUGGAUUAUUCUCGAAUAUGUGGCGUCUGAUGGUUCACUCAUCGAACCUUGAGCUUAACAGCGCCAUUUCGAACACACUGUGUUAAUGUUAUCUGUUACUUUUUCACCUCGAAUGGAGUAAACUAAAAUUCCGUUAUUCAAGAUACAAGAGAACCUCUAUCUUGAGUGCUUUUACUUUCGGAUCUCAGUUUCAAUAACGCCUAGUCAUCAGGCUUGUUUAGUCGUGAUAGUUGUGUCGUGUGUCGGAUUAUCAUAUUUUACUGUUUCAGAAUUUUGCUACUGUAAGUCUGGAGAUUGCGGUUCAUUUUGAAUUUGAAUCCAGUUUUCUAAGAAUAUUAACCCUCUUUUGCUUUAA